AUGUCAGACGAUGAACAGAAACGUUAUACGAGUGUUGUUGCGGAUUGCGUGAAAACAUCAACUGAAUUGCUAAAUGUGGCCAAAGAAUUCUGUAUUCAACUUCAAAAAGAAAAAGAACGAGAUGGAAUAUCAUUUUAUGAAGUGAAAAAUCGUAACUUGCUUGCAUAUACACGUGAUUUGAUAUAUUUGAUGUAUCAGAUGAGUAUUGGAAAUAGUAUACAAGGUGAUCCAGCUAUUGAACGUUUGGUUUAUUUGAGAACGGUUUUGGAAAGAAUGCGUCCCAUUGAACAUAGAAUGAAAAGUCAUGUUGAGAAACUAAUUUUACUUGCAUCUGAUGUGACAAGCAGUAAUGUAAAAACAUUACGACCACAUCCAGAACGACUGGAAGUGGGCGAUGAAAAUGAUGAAUUGGGAUCAGAAGAUGAUAACAAUGAAGAUGUUGUAAAGGAAACGAAAUCUAAAAAAUAUGUUCCACCGAAACUUAUGGCAGUACAUUAUAAUGAAGAUGAGGAAGAAAUGGAAGAGCGAAAAAUAAAACGAGCAAGGCGGCGAGCAUUGCAGAGUAGUUUGAUACAGGAUUUGCGAGCGCAGUAUAGUGAAGCACCAGAAGAAUUCCAAGAUGAUAGCAUUGUAAAGAGGAAAAAACAGGAAGAUAUUGAGAAACGAAAGUAUGAAGAGGAUUAUCUUAUUCGUUUGCAAAUGACAAAGAAGGAGAAACAUAAUAAAAGGAUAAAGGAUCGACAGAAUAUUCUGGAUGAGUUACUCCAUUUUGGAAGUUAUAUGGCAGUGAAAGAUGUGGAAAAAAGUGGUAACAAUAUGGCAGGUGGUAGUACUGGUAGAAAACGCAAGAAAAUAGGAAAGAAUAAGAAAUUUAGCAAAAAAUUGCAUCAUUCUGGUGCAAAAGGGAAAAAGGGAAAAAGUAAAUCCAGAAAGAAAUAA
Brugia malayi is the source of this 939-nucleotide messenger RNA. RefSeq lists its product as uncharacterized. Lineage: Eukaryota; Metazoa; Nematoda; Chromadorea; Rhabditida; Onchocercidae. Bases 1 to 939 code for a protein of 312 amino acids. Gene Ontology annotation, cellular component: nucleolus; small-subunit processome. The record is from RefSeq and is a predicted model, not a curated record. The transcript is spliced from 8 exons. Gene Ontology annotation, biological process: maturation of SSU-rRNA from tricistronic rRNA transcript (SSU-rRNA, 5.8S rRNA, LSU-rRNA).